Molecule: messenger RNA, 1620 nt
Organism: Erythranthe guttata (spotted monkey flower)
Lineage: Eukaryota; Viridiplantae; Streptophyta; Magnoliopsida; Lamiales; Phrymaceae
Product: beta-amyrin 28-monooxygenase
Biological process (GO): sterol metabolic process
Molecular function (GO): iron ion binding; monooxygenase activity; heme binding
Source: RefSeq, a predicted model, not a curated record
UUCAACUCAACUCACACACAAAUUAAUAGUAACACAAUGGAGGUAUUCUAUGUUUCUCUUCUUUCUCUUUUCGUGGUCUUAGUCUCGCUCUCCCUUCACCUCGUCUUUUUCAAGAACAAAUCAGGGGGCGGCGGCCGAGCCGCCCCUCUCCCCCCAGGAAAGACCGGCUGGCCGGUUCUCGGGGAGAGCCUGGAGUUCCUCUCCACGGGAUGGAAAGGCCAUCCGGAGAAGUUCAUCUUCGACCGGAUAGCCAAGUACUCAUCGACCGUCUUCCGAACCCACCUCCUGGGCGAGAAGGCGGCCGUCUUCUGCGGCGCGGGCGGCAACAAGUUCCUAUUCUCGAACGAGAACAAGCUCGUCCAGGCAUGGUGGCCGAGCUCCGUCGACAAGGUGUUCCCUUCAUCCAACCAAACCUCAUCCAAAGAGGAAGCCAUCAAAAUGCGUAAAAUGCUACCGAAUUUCUUCAAGCCGGAAGCCCUACAACGCUACGUCGGUAUAAUGGACCACAUCGCCCGCCGACACUUUGCCGACGGGUGGGAGAACAAAUCGGAAGUCGUCGUCUUCCCACUAGCCAAAAACUACACCUUCUGGCUCGCAUGCCGCCUCUUCGUGAGCGUCGAGGAUCCGCACCUCGUCGACGAAUUCGCGGAGCCGUUCAACCUACUGGCGUCCGGUUUGAUCUCGAUCCCCGUAGAUCUGCCCGGAACGCCGUUCAAUAAGGCGAUAAAGGCGUCGAACUUUAUCCGGAAGAAGCUGAUUACGAUUAUUAAGCAGAGGAAAGUUGACUUGGCGGAGGGGAAAGCUUCGCCGACGCAGGAUAUAUUGUCGCACAUGCUGCUCACGUGCGAUGAGAGCGGGAAAUUCAUGCAUGAACUCGAUAUUGCAGAUAAGAUUCUGGGUUUGCUUAUCGGCGGCCACGAUACUGCUAGCUCUGCUUGCGCUUUCAUCGUCAAGUAUCUCGCUGAGUUGCCGGAGAUAUACGACGGCGUAUAUAAAGAGCAAAUGGAAAUUGCGAAAUCGAAGAAAGAAGGCGAGCUUUUGAACUGGGACGACAUUCAGAAGAUGAAAUAUUCAUGGAACGUUGCUUGCGAAGUGCUGAGGCUCGCACCGCCUCUCCAGGGCGCUUUCAGGGAAGCCCUCUCCGAUUUCAUGUACAACGGCUUCUCCAUCCCCAAGGGCUGGAAGAUAUACUGGAGCGCAAAUUCGACGCAUAUAAAUCCUGAAUGUUUCCCAGACCCUAAGAAGUUCGACCCGUCUAGAUUUGACGGGUCGGGCCCCGCUCCGUACACAUUUGUACCGUUCGGUGGAGGACCGAGAAUGUGCCCCGGAAAAGAGUACGCUAGAUUGGAGAUAUUGGUGUUCAUGCACCAUCUCGUGAAGAGGUUCAAGUUUGAAAAGAUGAUUCCCGACGAGAAAAUCGUUGUUAAUCCGAUGCCAAUUCCUGCCAAGGGUCUACCUGUUCGCUUAUUCCCUCACAAAGCUUAAAUCUUUUUCUUCUUCUUUUUCGAUUUUUUUUUUAAUUUGUUGUUAUUAAUAAAUAAUUGUUUUUUGUUAAAAGUCUUGUAAUUUGUAUACGUUGAAGCAGCCAGCAGAAGAAAACUACUUUUUUGAUUUUUUUUU